Thalassophryne amazonica is the source of this 4122-nucleotide messenger RNA. RefSeq names its product KIT proto-oncogene, receptor tyrosine kinase a (gene kita). The coding region runs from base 298 to 3270 and encodes 990 amino acids. Gene Ontology annotation, biological process: multicellular organism development; positive regulation of receptor signaling pathway via JAK-STAT; Fc receptor signaling pathway. Gene Ontology annotation, molecular function: cytokine binding; ATP binding; transmembrane receptor protein tyrosine kinase activity. The record is from RefSeq and is a predicted model, not a curated record. Gene Ontology annotation, cellular component: signaling receptor complex. NCBI's taxonomy places the organism in Eukaryota, Metazoa, Chordata, Actinopteri, Batrachoidiformes, Batrachoididae. The transcript has 21 exons.
AACAGGCUCCACCACAGGCUCCUAUAAACAUGAUGUCGCCGGCGCAGUCAGUCAGUGAUAUGUGCUUCGCGCCCCGGAGCCCUCUGCGCGCUGAGGGACAACAGCAUGUUUGCACAUCGGCGUCGAUUGCUGCUGCUGCGACCUGUGCUGAGCAUCUGCGCCUUUAAAGACUUGUAAGUGCGCCUCUAUCAGCGCUCUCCGUCAACUUCCCACCAACUCCGACGCACUUGGCGCAAAAAGUAGAGCUACUUUGCGCACAGAGGCUCUGGCUCACCUUAGACCCAUGGAAUAACAACUAUGGAAUAUCACUGGAUGCUGCUUUUUGUCUUUUUGCAGUUACCCUUCCAUCCAGGUGAUACCAAGCCCACGAUCACGCCCGGUGGCCCCUUCCUUGCCAUCCAUCUCAACGCACCCUUCAACCUGUUUUGUCAGGGUGAUAAAGUGAUGCGGUGGCAGCGGGACGAUCGGCAAAAAGUGCGGGGAGAGAAACGAAGUGAUGGAAUGUCCACACUGCACAUCCCCAAGGCUCUACCUGUUCACAUGGGGCGCUACAUCUGCCUAGAAGAGAGCUCUGGAAAGCAAUCAUCUAUCUACAUUUUUGUGAAAGAUCCUGACAAUCCUUUCAGAAAACCAUUGGUGUUCAGCAUCCUUGCCCGUGUGGGACAUGCUGCUUUGAUUCCUUGCCUGGCAACUGAUCCAACACUGCUGAACCUGCGCCUUGAAACAUGUUCUGGGAGAGCUCUGGCCUCUGGUCUGCAGUACACUGCAGACCUGCAGCAAGGCAUUAGCAUCAACAACACACAAAAGGCUUAUGAGGAUUGUUAUGUGUGCACAGGAAGCCUCAGGGAGGACUAUGUCAGAUCACAUGACUACACUCUAACAGUGAAACCAGUUCCUAAGGGUCCUCCUGUGAUUGAGAUGCAAACACCCAAAAGGGUGAUUCUGACCCAGAAUGAGGAUCUCUCCCUUACCUGUACCACCACUAAUGCCAAUGGAGAGAUCAAAUUGAAGUGGGUCUGUCCUCCCGGCUCGGGUGCCGUCUGGUAUCCACAGCAACCAGCAAAGGUUGACAGUGCUUCACGCAUCCUGACGGAGCCCUUCACUCAUGUGCGCAGCGCCACCCUGCACAUCGCCGCAGUCAGGCCGCAAGAUGCAGGAUGGUACCACUGUGAGGCUCAGAAUGAGAAGGGGAACAGUUCACAGUCAGUGUGGCUAGAUGUUUAUGAAAAUGGAUUCAUCAACAUAACAGCCACAAGCAAUAGCACCAUCCAUGUCCGUUCAGGAGACAGUUUGUCCCUCAGUGUUGACAUGAUGGCUUAUCCAAAACCGCACCUGUCAUCCUGGAGCUUCACAGGCCUUGAGCUAAGAAACACCACUGACCAUGUGAUCACCACCAAUGGUCAUGAAUACAGAUACAGCAGCGAACUGAGGCUGGUGCGACUGAAAAUAUCCGAGAGUGGAGUUUACACCUUCCAAGCCUCCAACGGAGAAGCAUCAGUAAAUCAGACAUUUACCAUCUUUGUGAUCAGUAAACCUGAGAUUGUAUCUCAUGAGGGCCCAGUGGAUGGACAGGUGCGCUGUGUAGCGGAGGGGUUUCCUGCCCCCCUGAUCACCUGGUAUUACUGUGAGCAGCCAUAUGUCAGGUGCUCCCAGCAGGUGAACGGCUCCCAGGAGGAGCAUGAUGUCGUCACUGUCACACUGUUCAGGCCUUUAUUUGGGAAGACGGAGGUGGAGAGUCGGGUCAACGUCAGCAAAGGUCGUUUCAGUACUCUGGAAUGUGUGGCGACGGUGGAAGGAGAGCAGGCCUACACACUGUUCUCUAUCAGCGAAAAAACUGUACCACAUGAUCUCUUCACCCCCCUGCUGAUUGGCUCUGUGUCAGUGGCAGUCAUCCUCUGUCUUGUCCUCAUCAUGCUCUUCUAUAAGUACAUGCAGAAACCCAAAUACCAAAUACAGUGGAAAGUCAUCGAAGGUAUCCAUGGAAAUAAUUAUGUGUAUAUUGACCCCACCCAGCUACCAUAUGACCACCAAUGGGAAUUUCCUCGAAAAAACUUGCGCUUUGGAAAGACGCUGGGAUCGGGUGCAUUUGGUAAAGUGGUGGAAGCUACUGCAUACGGUCUCUCCAAAGCUGAUUCAGUCAUGACGGUUGCUGUGAAAAUGCUCAAAUCGAGUGCUCACGCCACGGAGAAAGAGGCGCUAAUGUCCGAGCUAAAAGUCCUCAGUUAUCUGGGGAAUCACAUGAACAUUGUGAACCUCCUGGGAGCGUGCACUGUUGGAGGGCCCACACUGGUGAUUACUGAGUACUGUUGCUUUGGGGACCUCCUAAACUUUCUGAGACGAAAGAGAGAAUCGUUCAUCUGCUCUAAGCUAGAAGAAAGCGGCCACUACUGCAACGUGAUGCCACAGAGAAUCACAGCUUGUGACAGCAGGGACGGCUAUAUGACCAUGAGGCCUUCUGUUGCUGGCAGAUCCCCAUUUAGCUCAUCCUCAGAAAAGAGACGCUCGCAACGCAAAGGUGGGUUGCACAUGGAAGCUGAUGUUGAGAGUGAAAUGUUCAAUGAAGACGGUCUGUCUCUGGACAUAGAUGACCUUCUCAGUUUUUCCUACCAAGUGGCCAAAGGCAUGGAGUUCCUAGCAUCCAAAAAUUGUAUCCACAGAGACCUUGCAGCCAGAAACAUACUACUAACUGAAGGAAGUGUCGCAAAGAUUUGUGAUUUUGGCCUGGCUCGGGACAUCACCACAGACUCCAACUAUGUGGUCAAAGGCAACGCCCGGCUGCCUGUGAAAUGGAUGUCUCCAGAAAGCAUCUUCGAGUGCGUCUACACUUUUGAGAGUGACGUGUGGUCCUAUGGCAUUCUACUUUGGGAAAUCUUCUCACUAGGAAACAGUCCUUAUCCUGGCAUGCCUGUGGAUGCCAAGUUCUACAAGAUGAUAAAAGAAGGAUACAGGAUGGAUGCUCCAGAGUUUGCACCAAGUGACAUGUAUGAAGUUAUGAGAUCAUGCUGGGAUGCUGACCCCUUCAAGAGACCCCCCUUCAGGAAGGUUGUCAAAAGGAUCGAAGAACAGCUGUCAGAUACAACUAAACAUAUUUAUCUGAACUUCAGCUCCCGAGUUCCUGUGACACCCAGGCCCAGGGAGGAGCAGAGUCCACAGAUCGCUUCGUUUCACCAUGGUAACUCAACCGGCAGUAACAGUACUGCCACCCAGCCCUUACUGGUUCACCAUGAGGUCUACCUUGAGGGGACAACCCUCAGAUCCCAGCGGGUGUAAGGACCCACCCGACCUGUCUGGCUGCCUCAAAAAGUGCCUGUAAUAUUCUGCUACAAAUCAUUCAACCACUACACCCACCCACUUCUUUGAUACCAGUGGUAUUUGUUGUCGUAAUGCUACGAGCGGAGUGGAAAAUAACAUCCGCUGUCAGGAAGGAGGAAGGACACCUGUUAUCAUUCUUAUUGCCUACUAGUCACAGGGAAGAAUACUGGAUGAACUCAUUACUCACAUGAAAGAACUAUUCAGGCACAUGGUGGGUGAAGAGACAACAAACAGUUGUCUAAACUGAUUUUUGGGCGCAUUGUUACUUUUUACAAUCUCAUUUGUGGUUUUCUUUUUCCUAAACAUUUCAUAAACCUGUUGUUUUGUGGCACUCCAUGUGUAACUGAAACAUUUCUGUUUUAUUAUUUUUUUUUAAGAUUUUUUUCUUUUUACAUUUUGUACUAUUCAUUGUUGUUUUCUGGCAUGAUCAUUUCAGGGGAUUUUUUCAGGGGGAGGGGGUGCAGAGUUGAUGAAUUACUGUUGCAGUUGAUUGGGGGAAAAGCACUUGAGGCACUUGAAUUUCAGAUUGUUAUACACACCAUGUAAUGCAGCUUUAGUUUCUUCCUUUCUUUUUUACACUUUUAAUGUCAGUAUUAUUUUCAUCUGUUCAGUUCUGUGUUCAUGUGAGGGAGAUACAUUUGGGGGCCAAUUUAAAUUAAGGUAUUGAGAUACUGGUUAAUAAGCUAUUAGAGUCCAUAAGUGCUUUAAGUUGACUAGUAAAUACAAGUCUGCUUCUUUUAUGUUAGAUGUUGCUACCUACAGGGCAACAAACUGUCUUCACCAGAUCUGAUUAUCACAUAGAGACAAAAA